Achroia grisella is the source of this 3814-nucleotide messenger RNA. RefSeq lists its product as uncharacterized. The coding region runs from base 124 to 2913 and encodes 929 amino acids. The record is from RefSeq and is a predicted model, not a curated record. The transcript has 13 exons. Gene Ontology annotation, cellular component: nucleus. Lineage: Eukaryota; Metazoa; Arthropoda; Insecta; Lepidoptera; Pyralidae.
AUAUUAUAGAAUCUUGCAAGUAACUCUGUUAUUUUACUAAUAUUUACUGCAAUAAUGAAUGUGCCAAUAGCAUAAAUAUUUUUUAAUUAUAUUUAUACUGUUAUUAGAGUUAUUUAUAUAAAUAUGUCUACCAAGAAAAGUACAACACGUAAAACUAAGUUAUUAGCUAAAUUAGUCACUAAAGAAAAAGGGCCCUGUGCAUUUUGCCACGAAAAUGUGGACGACGAGUUAAUUUAUGGCAAGUUAUACAUCAUUGGCGGUAUAAAAUGCCACUACUUCUGUGUUUUGCUGUCAUGUUGUCUGAUGCAAAAAGGCAAAGAUGAGGAGGGACUGUUUGGGUUCUUGUACCCAGACAUAUUGGCUGAAUUAGAGCGCAGCAAAAAACAUAAAUGCUCCUACUGUGGUCGCGAUGGUGCUACCCUGGGGUGUUCAGUCGGCCAAUGCCGGAAGCAGUUCCAUUUGCCAUGCGGAAGGCGGAAGAAUGCUGUCUCUCUGUUUUUUGGGACUUACAAAUCAUACUGCCAGAUUCAUGCGCCAAAACAAAGUGUCGCUGCCAAUAUAAUGGUCAAUGCUAAGAUGCGGAUGAAGAAGUCUAAAAAUAAGGAGCAGACUGCUAUAUCAGACAAAUCUAAUGCUGACGUCAGCAUUUCUGAAGAAACGGUAUGUGUGAUAUGCUACGAAGAAGUGGAUGGCUAUCCAAGCACGGAGACUUUCUGGCCGCCGUGCUGUGCUCGAGAUGCCUGGUUUCAUAGAACAUGCUUACAGAGAAUGGCGCUCAGUGCCGGCAUGCACUACUUGAAGUGUCCGCUGUGCAAUGACAAGGAUGAUUUCUACAAGGCGGUCGUUGGUCAAGGAUAUUAUGUACCAGAUCGGGAUGCUGCGUGGGAGCUGGAGCAGAACGCAUUCGCUGAGAUAUACGAGCGGGAGGCCGCCUGCGACGCUGUCAGCUGUUACUGUCGCCGCGGCCGACUCCACGAUAGCGACGGGCCUUGGGAUAUAAUACUAUGCAUCCUAUGCGGCAGCAGCGGCAUACAUCUACAUUGCCUCAACUUGGAUUGCGAUGCUGACUCCACUGGGGUGAAUGUGGACUCCAAUGGGAGGAGUUCGGACUCUGCUGGAAAUAGUUUGGACUCUACUGGGAUUAUUUCGGACUCUAUUGGGAAAACUUCAGACAUUGCUGGGAGUUCAGUCUCUACUGGGAGGCGUUUGGACUCUACUGGGAGGAGUAAUGACUUUACUAGUGGUACCAGGGUCCACCCGGAGCGAUACGUGUGCCGAGUAUGCAGACCAGCCGCUCCUGCGGAUCUGGAUCAAUUGGCCAACAAUAUAGCAGCAGUGGUAUUGUCGGAGCGGGCACCUGUACCAGCUAACCUGCCCCGGCCUCUCAUGCGAUCCAGAAUGUCACUUCGGAGGACCAAAGGCGUACGGGCAGGUUGCAGUUCGACAUCUAAAGAUACCGCUGAAAUUAAAACUGAAAUUGAUGUCAAAGACUCAAAAAGGGACACAGCGUCGAGCCGUCAAGAAUUGAAUCUCAAAGCCCCCAGGCGGCGGCUGGUCGAGGCGACAGUACUCAAGAAUAUUGGUAUCAAAUCGCCCGGGAAAUUGCUAGAGUACAGUCUCAAAGAAGUCACCAGACAAUCUGAUAUAGUAAUAGAUGCUGCGCUGUUGGACACCGUGCGACUCAAGUUUAAAAAGCCAAAGCCCCUCUGUGUUAAAAAAAGGAUCGUUAUAGACAUCAUCGAGAAUAUCUUAAGUGCACCAAUAAAAGAUGCCAAGAACAAGGAGCCUGUAAAGGAAUGGUGCUCGCCAAAGAAGCUGACCGAUGUCACAUGUGAUAAUGUUAAGGUUGAACAAGAAAAUACUUCGCCAUUCAAAUUGGAGUUCAAUCUAGAAAAAACACCAACGAAAACCACUCCAAAGAAGGUACCACCAAUAACCAUCGAGGAAGACACCCAAGAUGGUAUUACAACUCCAACGAAACCCGAAUGUCUAAACGUUGACGACUCAUCCAGUUCCACCUUCCAAUUGCCACCAGAGUUCAUUGCUGACCACAACAGUGAUGACAGUCUCCAAACGCCCAAACUCGAGACAAAAACUGUUGACAUACAAAAGGAUUCGAGCCUUGAAAUAUCUGAAAACAACGAGGUCGUUAACAUUGAUGUAAUUAAAAUGGAAGACAGCAGUCCCAAUUUUGAUUUCAUCAAGAAUUUAAACAUAAAAAGCCCAGAAAAAACCAAAAAGUGCGCGUUUAAAUUCAGUCCUAUAGAUAAAGAGUCAUUGCAAACGGCUAAUGUUGAUAUAGACGUGGAAAGCUUUAAAAAUCAAUAUUUGAAUGAGGUAGGAAGAGAUUUUAAGUGUAAAUUUAAACAUAAUCACUCGGAUAUAGAUAAUAGUGAUAGAAAAUUGAGAACACCUAUAGAUUUCGCGUUAGAGGCGAAUAGAAAAAGAAAAUUGCAGACUAAAAGAAAAAGCAUGAAAAGAAAAAAGGUUUCGAAAGACAAGUAUGUGGAGUGCAACCUUAAAUAUAAAGAGAGAGACGCUGAUAUUGAACUGUCCAACGAUAACAGUAAUUUGAAAGUGUCACUGGCCUCUGAGAGACGUAAGAAGAAAAUUAAAAAGUCAACAAAAUUGUCUAUUAAUAACAAAAAUAUCAGAGUGAAAAUACGGUGGAGGAAACAGUAUUUCAAAUUGAAGAUAAGCGAUUCAAAAAAAAGGAAGGAAAAAAUAAGUCCAAAGAGUUUGAAGCAGUAUGUUCUUAAUUACAAAGAAGGGUCCAGUAAAGAAGUGCUGGAAAAACCCGUGCAUGACAUAACACCGGUUAAAAGGAAAAGGAAAAAACAAGAAAAAACGCCAGACCAUAUGAAACAGACUUCUAUACAGAACUUUUUUAAACUAGUUCCCAAGACUGAAUGAAUUUAUUUUAGUAUGGGACCUGGGGUUUAUUUGAUAUUAUGUAGAUGUAAUGAUCCUUAGCUAAUGAAAUACGUUGAGGUGGGGCUUGUCAAUAAAUUCUAUAAUAAGGUAAGACUGAAGUACCUAUGUGAAUAAUUUUAAAAAAAUCUUAGGAUUUUGUAGCCUUGAAAAGUUCUUGUAUUGAGUAAUAGAAUAUAGUUUGUAUAACCACUCAUUAUAGUAUAGUCUAUAACCAAUAAUAUAGUGCAAUGAUGGCUGGUUUAUCCGUCAUACUCGUGAACAGGUGCUGCUUUUAGGCACUGGUCUGUAUGGGUUAGAGACACUGAUUAGACUUAUUAUUUAUUUUCUUUUGACAAAAUUGCAAUACCAUAUGCUGGUGGUCACUCUAUUGGCCCUAAUUUGAAUUUGAUACUAAAUCUGUGUUUUUGUAAAUAUCUACAAACUCAUUUGAUAAGAAUAAUAACGGAGUUUUACGACCAUACUGUAGAUUUGACAUAUCAUAAGAGUGUAAUAGACCUACAUGAAUAAAGGUAUUUUUUGUUUUGAUAUGCCUGUCGAGUUUAAGGCGUAUUAAUAAGCAGUAAUGGUACUAGUGCAUUCUCUUAACUUUAAGUAGAAAAAUAGUACGUUUAAAAACGCGCGGGUAAAAUAUUCGCGAGUAGCCGUUACAGUUCGCGCCAUAUUCGCGCCGAUAAAUGUGUUGGCAGUGCAUCACAAAGUAUUGUAAUUUAGUAGUAUUUUUUUAUUAAAACUAUUUGUAGUAUUACAGUGUAUUUCUUUAUAGCUAAUAUUUUUAGAAUAUUUAAAAACUACAUUUUUUAUUGCAAUGUAUAUAUUUCUUACCAUAUUAUGUGUAUGUUAUUGAACUUUUGUUAAUGGUUUUCUUUAUAUAAUAGAUAAG